This is a messenger RNA of Centruroides sculpturatus (bark scorpion), 1330 nucleotides long. It is a transcript of the gene Mtl, whose product is annotated as ras-related C3 botulinum toxin substrate 1-like. Gene Ontology annotation, biological process: small GTPase-mediated signal transduction. NCBI's taxonomy places the organism in Eukaryota, Metazoa, Arthropoda, Arachnida, Scorpiones, Buthidae. The record is from RefSeq and is a predicted model, not a curated record. The coding region runs from base 150 to 761 and encodes 203 amino acids. Gene Ontology annotation, molecular function: GTPase activity; GTP binding. The transcript has 6 exons.
UCGUCUCUGCAGAGGUCGCUUCCAUCAGCGACAUGUUGGUCGUGAGUCAGACGAAGAAAUAAUACUCUUAUAUAUUUUACCAGUAAAAAACGAGAAAAAAAGAAUAUUUAAACAGAACAACUUGCAGAAACUCUCUUUUAAUAUCAAAGAUGCAGCGAGCUCCUGUUGGCAGUGUUUCUUCAGGUCGUCCCAUUAAAUGUGUUGUUGUUGGAGAUGGUACAGUAGGAAAAACAUGUAUGCUUAUAUCUUACACAACUGAUAGUUUUCCUGGAGAAUAUGUUCCAACAGUUUUUGAUAACUAUUCAGCAGCUAUGAUGUGUGAUGGUAUUCCUGUAAGUCUUGGAUUGUGGGAUACAGCUGGUCAAGAAGAUUAUGAUAGAUUACGUCCUCUUUCUUAUCCACAGACUGAUGUCUUCCUCAUAUGCUUUAGUGUAGUCAGUCCAUCUUCUUUUGAAAAUGUAACUUCUAAAUGGUAUCCUGAAAUUAAGCAUCACUGUCCUGAUGCACCUAUUAUACUUGUUGGUACUAAGAUAGAUUUGAGAGAAGAUAAAGAAACUCUACAGCAACUUUCAGAACAAGGUCUUUCUCCUAUUAAAAGGGAACAGGGACAGAAAUUGGCCUCUAAAAUUAGAGCAGUUAAAUAUUUGGAAUGUUCAGCUUUAACUCAGCGUGGUUUGAAACAGGUCUUUGAUGAAGCCGUUCGAGCUGUUCUGCGGCCAGAACCACAGAAACGAAGACAAAGAAAGUGUAAAAUUAUCUAGUUUAUUGAUUUAAAGUCAUAUUGAUAUAUUGUCAGAAAAUGCAGCUUUAACAUAACUGUGUAACCAAAGAUGGAAGAAUUGUUUCUACAUCUUAUGCCUAGAAAUUUCAGGUUUAUUUUAAUAUCUCUGAAAUGCGAGAAAGUAAUUUUUUAGUUAUUUUUUGUAAGCGUGUUGAUACUUGUGAAAAGUACUAAUUUUUAUUUAGUUCCUAAAACUAAAAAAUUUCUUAAUUUAAUAUUCUCUGAUAAAUGAUGUCUUUUGUAUAACUCAAUAUAUUUUAUAUUCAUGAUUCACAUUAGUUAUUUGUAAUUUAUAAUAAUAGUAAAUACUCAUGACCAAUGGAACAUGUUGUGCACUAAAAUUUCAUAUAAAAAGUAUAUUAUUUAGCUAUCGGUUUCCAUAUGAAGUCAAAAAUUUGAAAUUGAAUGUUCAAUGCAUUUUAUUAAAAUGAUGAUUCCAAAUCUUUCUAUCAAUGUAUAUCUACUUUUUUAAUUAAUAUAAAUAUGUAUAUAAUCUUUACUAGAUAUACUUUUGCUACAUUUUUUUUCAUUAAAGAAAAAGUGCAUAAU